UGAUAUAUUAAAUUAGAGAAUUAUGCAUUUUAGUUUUAUAAUGUCAACGACGUUGGUCUACUGUGCAGCGCGUAGAAGAUGAUCGAAGCUUUUGCCAAUAAUUUAAGUAGUCAUUUGGGGCGACAUCUUUUCUACUGGGCAGUGUCCCAACCGGAAGUCAACGGUCUCAAUCUGCGUCUCACCGAGUUAAUAAACAAAUUCCACGGCCCACUUGAACGUGGCGUUCAGGUGCUAGACCACCUGCUAACACUCGACGAAGAGGACUUCAAUGGCCAUUGGGGCAGCGCAUAUAGGCACAAUUAUGAGCCAGAAUAUGCGGGUAGCGAUGGCAAUGAGGAAGUACUUCAUACGGCAAGCCAUCGAGAAGAGUUGCCAACACCAGCACGCGUGUUAGCAAUGGCGAGUGGAAAUCGUGGAAGCAAUAGAAAUAAUAAUAACAAUAACAACAUCAACAUAAAUAGCAACCGCAUCUCCUCAACAAAUCUGAAUAUGGAAACGCUAAACAAUGGUAAUGGUCUACUCUUAUCACCGCCACACAACAAUUCGGCAAACAAUCACCAUCAACAACAACAGCAACAACAACGUAGUGCCAUGGUUGGAGUAGGCGCCGGUGCAGCAGCAGGUGGUGGUGGUGGUGCCAGCAGUGCUGGUGGCCCUACAAGCGGUAGCGGCGGUAUUGCAACUGGCGGCGGUGAACAUAAUAUACAAAUAACACAACCCAUCAGCGCACCCUCGUCGCCACUUGCAUCGCCGGGUGCUAUUAGUAGUUCGGCGCUCUUCUGCUUGCCGUCAAGCUCGUCGGGUGGUACAGCUGGCGGUAGCACCAGUAGCAGCGGCGGUGGUAGUGGCAGUGGUUCGUAUGUAUGUAAUGCUGGUGCAGCUAACCAGUCAAACAAUUCAACUGCGAAUGCGGUCGAUACGGCUGAUCCGAACUGGCAGGCCACAAAAGCGACGGUGCUCGAACGGAAUGCUGCUAUGUUCAACAAUGAGCUAAUGUCGGAUGUAAAAUUUGUUGUUGGAGGGGAAUUUGCAGAUUGCGUACAAACUAUACCGGCGCACAAGUAUAUCCUGGCUACGGGCAGUUCGGUGUUCUACGCUAUGUUUUAUGGUGGGUUGGCCGAAAACAAGCAGGAAAUUAAAGUGCCUGAUGUGGAGCCAUCUGCGUUUUUAACGCUGUUAAGAUACCUAUAUUGUGAUGAGAUUCAAUUGGAACCUGAUAACAUUUUGGCUACGUUAUAUGCGGCCAAAAAAUAUAUUGUGCCACAUUUAGCACGCGCAUGCGUCAAUUAUUUAGAAGUCAAAUUGACGGCAAAAAACGCCUGUCUACUUCUCAGUCAAUCGCGUCUAUUCGAAGAGCCCGAGUUGAUGCAGCGAUGCUGGGAAGUAAUCGAUGCACAAGCCGAAAUGGCGAUUAAAUCGGAAGACUUUGUCGACAUCGAUCUAAAAACGUUCGAAUCGAUAUUGUCGCGUGAGACGCUAAACUGCAAGGAGAUCCAUCUCUUUGAGGCAGCGCUCAAUUGGGCUCUGAAUGCUUGUCAAAAAAUGGGCAUUGAUGUCACACCACAGAAUAAACGCAACAUGUUGGGACAAGCAUUGCAUUUAAUACGCAUACCAACCAUGACUUUGGAGGAGUUUGCAAAUGGCGUCGCCCAAACGGGUAUACUCACAUCACAAGAGACUAUUGAUAUAUUUUUGCAUUUUACCGCACAAUCUAAACCGCAUUUAAGUUUCCCUACACGUGCACGUGCCGGUCUGAAAACACAAGUUUGUCACCGUUUUCAGUCAUGCGCUUAUCGCUCGAACCAAUGGCGUUAUCGCGGGCGUUGUGAUUCAAUACAGUUUUCAGUGGAUCGCAGAAUUUUUAUUGUUGGUUUCGGUCUGUAUGGUUCCUCAACCGGUGCUGCUAAUUAUAAUGUAAAAAUCGAAUUAAAACGCCUCGGACGCACCCUCGCCGAAAAUGACACGAAAUUCUUCUCUGAUGGCUCAAGCAACACAUUCCAUGUGUUCUUUGAGAAUCCCAUACAGAUUGAACCAGAGUGCUACUACACCGCCUCCGUGAUACUUGAUGGCAAUGAGUUGAGCUUUUUCGGUCAGGAGGGCAUGUCCGAAGUGUGCAUGGGUAAUGUAACAUUCCAGUUCCAAUGCUCAUCGGAGAGCACAAACGGCACUGGAGUGCAGGGUGGUCAAAUACCUGAACUGAUAUUCUAUGGGCCGACAAUUGUUACUGGUUUAAAUUCACCUACUAAUUCGCUGUGUGCUACACCAAUUGGUGCUGGCAGUAGCGGCAGUGGUGGCGUAUCGAAUGGCGGCGGUCUACACGUAAAUUGUGAUGACUUAUUGGGUAGUGCCAGCAGCGAAGUUGGUGGCAGCGGCAGUGGUGCACUGAGCGCAUGAGAAAUAGUGGAGUAUUGCAAGGACGAUGAAUUGGAACUCUUAUGAGAAGCUUGAGGAGAACAAAUAAUUGCAACCUAUGGUUUUUCAUUGUGAAAUUUAGUGUUAAAACUGAAAUGGAUUAAUAUGUAGUUCUUAGAAAGAAGUCAGCGAAUGGACAACCAAAUAAAUAAAUACAGGCAAUAUUUACAAAUAUGUACAUUAAACAAAUCAAAGCAUGUAUAAACACUUACUUUACGUUUAAGUUAAAAUCAAAUGAAUGACGUAAGCUGAUUAACAUUCAGACAACAUAAUUGAAUGAAAUUCGGAAUGAGGAGUAAAAACACAAAAAGGCAAUCAAAUUUGGUAAAACAGAUUCUAAAGGCAUAUUAAAAAACACUAAAACACACUUACAAAGACUUGUAGAAUGUAGUAUUUUGGAUUGAAAUUAAUACAAUAACCUGCGGAACAUAGUAAACGAACAAGCAAUUGCAAAUUACAUACCUACUUACAUAUGUACAUUCAUACAUUUGACAUGAUCGAGAAAAGAAAGAAAUUUACUACAAAGUUACGUAUUUAUCUAGUAUUUAUUAAAUCCUGAACAACAUUCAGGCCAAAUAAGAAAUUAGUAGGGUGAGAAAUAUUAAAAGGUUUGAAUGCAUAUUGACACAUAUACAACUAUAUAAAUAAACACAUUACAAAGCAUGUUAGUACUUUUUUCAGUAGUUUUUUCAUAUACUCGAAAGGAAGAGAAGUAUUCAUAUGCAUACUUCGUACUUGAAAACAUUAAAAAAUAUUUGAACAUUUUGCGAAAAGACAUUAAUAUAGUAUGAGUUUAGUUUGCAAGCAAUUAAGCGUUUCAUUAUUAAUGCAAAUACAAAUGCCACACAUAGUCGAAUCCACAAUUAGCAAUCUCGUAGCAUUUUAGCGUUUGUCUUACGUCUAUUUGACACGUAUAUAAAUAUAAUAUAAUCACUGUAUCGAUAUUGGAAUAUUUAAUGUUCUUUAAAGGUCUGCUAUCAAUGGAAAUGAAUUGCAUUUUCGUCAUUUAACACCUUGCAUUUACGCUGGAUUAUUUUUUACAGACAGUUUUUGCAUUGCUUUGUUUUUAGUUUUUAGGUACAAGUGUUUGUGUUGCGUUUGAGAUUUAAAUUUAAAUGGUCAGCAAGGAGUUAAUGCAAAAACUCAAACAAUGCACAAAUGUUGGAUUAGAACUGGCAUUCGCCUACAUCAAAGGCAAUACUUAGGUGCCUUUUUCUGCAAUUUAUUUUAAUAUAAGUUAUGCUUUUUGCUAUCAAAUUCUAUUUAAAGGUGUUCUUUUUAUAUUAUCUCUUGAAGCUUUGUAUUUAUAUAAUAAAGAUCUUGGAUUUUUGAA
Rhagoletis pomonella (apple maggot) is the source of this 3745-nucleotide messenger RNA. RefSeq names its product BTB/POZ domain-containing protein 6-B (gene lute). Gene Ontology annotation, cellular component: cytosol. Gene Ontology annotation, molecular function: protein binding. The record is from RefSeq and is a predicted model, not a curated record. The transcript has 6 exons. Lineage: Eukaryota; Metazoa; Arthropoda; Insecta; Diptera; Tephritidae. Bases 79 to 2394 code for a protein of 771 amino acids. Gene Ontology annotation, biological process: neurogenesis.